AUGGAAACCAAACCGGAGGAGCCGAGGGUGGUGACGCUGCGGCCGGUGGAGGCCACGCCGGAGUCCUUCGCGCCCUUCGGGCAGGUCAUCGCCGCCUCCCCCGACGGCGACCAGUUCGGCCCCCACGACGCCCAGCUCGACCUCAACCGCGGCAUCCCUAGGUUCUACAUCAUGAGAUUGGAGAGCAGGCCGCUCAGGUUCUCGACCAUCACCCACCACGCCAGCGUCACGCAGUGCCUGGGCUCCAUCGGCGGCCAGGACUGGUACCUCGGCGUGGCCAAGCCUUCCGUCGUGGACGAGCACGGUGGCCAGGAUGGUGGCAGGGCUCCCGUGCAGUCGCCCGCCGGGCACUACUAUCUGCCUCCGGAUCCGUCCGAGGUCCGCGUCUUCCGGGUCCCCGGUGCCAAGUUCCUCAAGCUGCACGCCGGGACCUGGCACGCCGGGCCGCUCUUCAAGGCAGACGCCCUGGAUUUCUAUAACCUGGAGCUCAGCGACACCAAUGACGUGGAUCGCACCACGUACUACUUCAAGAAGCAGGACGGCGUGACCUUUGUGAUCGAGGAGUGA
This is a messenger RNA of Triticum turgidum subsp. durum (durum wheat), 567 nucleotides long. Lineage: Eukaryota; Viridiplantae; Streptophyta; Magnoliopsida; Poales; Poaceae. The record is from the annotation of a GenBank genome assembly.